AGAAAAGCAAAAUCCUGAAAGCUACCUGCACAAGGAUGCCAAAAUAAAUACCUCCCCUUGCCAUCUCCUUAUCCCACUCUGGCGCGGGUGGGAAUGCUCCGCCUCUGCGCUCAAGCUCCUCCUGCCCCUGCGCUGAACAAUAAAAAGUUGCCAAAGAGUUCAAAUGGGGGCGUUCUUGAGCUCCCAAGCCAGCAAGAACCAGCCACGGGAGCACGGCGAAGCUCCGGGACCAGAAUCCUCCAAGAAGCUGCGGCUGUCGUCGAUUCCUCCUUAUGGCCAUGACCACCCGCGGCUUAUCCCCGGGCUCCCGGACGAGAUCUCGCUGCAAAUCCUCGCGAGGAUGCCGAGGAUCGGGUACCUCAAGGCCAAGAUGGUCUCCCGGAGCUGGAAGGCCGCCAUUACUGGCGCGGAGCUGUACCGUCUUCGGAAGGAGUUUGGCGUGGCCGAAGAGUGGCUCUACGUACUGAUGAAAACAGCAGAUGAUCACAAGCUGAUUUGGCACGCUUUUGAUCCGGUUAGCAACCAAUGGCAGAGGCUGCCACUCAUGCCUGGGAUCAAUCAUCGAAGAGGAGAGUGCAGGAGUGGUGUCUCCGGGAUAGGAUUGGGGGAUCUGGUGAGUGCCGGCAUCAGGAUCUCCGAUGCUAUCAGAGGCUGGUUUGGUCACAAGGAUUUGUUAGACAGUAUACCGUUCUGCGGCUGCGCCAUUGGCACCGUUGAUGGCUGCCUUUAUGUUUUGGGCGGCUUCUCUAGAGCUUUCGCGAUGAAGUCUGUGUGGAAGUAUGACCCCAUUGUCAAUUCAUGGCAGGAGGUGAGCCCAAUGAGCACUGGGCGUGCCUUUUGCAAGACUAGCCUGUUAAACAACAAGCUGUACGUUGUUGGUGGUGUGAGCAAAGGCAAGGACGGGUUAACUCCACUCCAAUCUGUCGAAGUGUUUGACCCGGCAACCGGGGUUUGGGCAGAAUUGCCAGAUAUGACAUUCUCCAAAGCGCAAGCUCUACCGACUGCCUUCCUAGCUGAGCUACUGAAGCCAAUUGCUACUGGAAUGACCUCAUACAGAGGGAAGCUAUAUGUUCCUCAGAGCCUUUAUUCCUGGCCCUUCUUUGUUGAUGUUGGUGGGGAGACAUUUGAUCCUGAGGCAAAUUCAUGGGCAGAAAUGCCUGUGGGCAUGGGUGAGGGUUGGCCUGCAAGGCAGGCUGGAACAAAAUUAAGUGCUGUUGUAGAUGGGGACCUGUAUGCCUUGGAGCCAUCAACUUCUUCUGACAGCGGUAAGAUAAAGAUCUAUGAUCCUCAGGAGGAUACUUGGAAGGUUGCUGUAAGCCAGGUACCUGUUGGGGACUUUGCCGAGUCAGAAAGUCCGUACUUGCUAGUAGGAUUUCUUGGGAAGCUCCAUUUGAUCAUCAAGGAUGUGGACAACACAAUCAACAUUAUGCAAACAGCCCGUCUGAAGCCUACGGAUGUGGCAGCCUCUUCGGCUGGCACAACCUGCCAAAACCCAGAUGUCUCCUUGGAGCAGGAAACAGAUGUUUGGAAAGCCAUUGCGACGAAGAAUAUUGCAGUUGCUGAAAUCGUCAGCUGCCAGGUUCUCAGCAUAUGAGUUUGUAAAAUCGAGUUGCUCUGGAUCAUUGUAUGAAUUAUGAAUAUGUUUCUGCCAUACAUCUGAUCCGGUCAGGUAACUUGUUGGGGCUUCAACCUUAAGAACAGAGGAUCUGCAUCUUGUUUAAAUGUGAUCAGUGAACUGCAGAAAGUAGUGUGCCGGCAAUGUACAUAUGUAUGCGCAUUUUGGGUAAUUCAAUUGUAUAAGCAUUUGCUUUAAUUCUUAUGUAUGUAUAUAACAUCACAUGAGAUUGGUGAAGGCCAUCGCGCUUUGUCCAAUUCCAAAGGCAACAGUGCUGAGUGAAUCACCAGUACCAUCUGAACUCGUGUUCAUUGUUCAAACUGCUGUAAAUUCUAGUGUUCAUCAUAUGUGGAAUGAUCUCAGCAAUAACCCAUUUGGACAUUGUUUCAGUUU
Panicum hallii is the source of this 2008-nucleotide messenger RNA. Its product is annotated as F-box/kelch-repeat protein At1g22040-like. The transcript has 2 exons. Lineage: Eukaryota; Viridiplantae; Streptophyta; Magnoliopsida; Poales; Poaceae. The coding region runs from base 164 to 1594 and encodes 476 amino acids. Gene Ontology annotation, molecular function: protein binding. The record is from RefSeq and is a predicted model, not a curated record.